Molecule: messenger RNA, 1809 nt
Organism: Homarus americanus (American lobster)
Lineage: Eukaryota; Metazoa; Arthropoda; Malacostraca; Decapoda; Nephropidae
Source: RefSeq, a predicted model, not a curated record
GUUGAGGCGGCAGGUGGUAGUAUGGUGGCUGAGUGUAGGUUGACCCUGGGACCUCACCAGCUGGCCACCAACGUCACUAUCAAGGUCAGACUCAGGAUGGUCUCCUAUGUCGACAACUACCACGCCUCAGGGUCACAGAAGGCAGAGAUACACAGCGGCCAGCCUGGUGUGUUCUUGUCUAACACUUUACUGGCGUCUACUGUGGUGUUGACGUCCUUACUAUUGACCUCUAGUGUCUUGCUGACGUCCAUAGCCUUGCUGACUUCUCCUGCCGAGGCCCUGCUGACAGUGCUCCUGCUGUAGCAACUCUUCAUCUCCUGGUCAGCGAGUAGCGUGUGUGAAGCAGCCUGCUGACAUUCCCUGACACUCUACUGACAGCCACCUGGAACACUGCUGAUGAAUACCCUCCUGCUGUAGCAUGUUAUCGUGAUCACCUACCUGCUGGAGGACUCAGUAGGUCAGGGUGGUGGUCCAACACUGGCCUCACAACACCACAACUCAGCGUGGCCGGGCUCAGAUUCUCGGAGGUUCCUACGUUAAAUUUUCUCCCAGGUUAGAGAUAUGAGAACUCACCUUAAGGUCUCCUUUAAACUACGGCACAAAUAUUACAGUUAAGAUGUCGUCAAAAUAGCUCUGAGGUUGUGUGUCUCACUCGGUUAGGGAGAAAAUUUAUAUGUGAAUUUGUAUAAUCUUGGCCUUGUCUUGUAGCUGUAUAGGUAUGUGUAACCAUGCUUUUGAUAUGUCUUUAUAUAUAUAUAUAUAUAUAUAUAUAUAUAUAUAUAUAUAUAUAUAUAUAUAUAUAUAUAUAUAUAUAUAUAUAUAUAAAGUAUAUCCAGCCUUAUUUAUUCAAUGCUGAAAGGGUAGGUGGACUAGUCUGAGUUGUCGAGUAACCAGUUAACCGAGGCCAACAUAACAUGAAUAUUAUUGUAUAUAUAUAUAUAUAUAUAUAUAUAUAUAUUCUUUUUGCGAGCUUAUAAUAAGUAACAUUAAUUUUUCCUCAUUGCUGUCGUAAGUAGUGUCUCCUCCAGCCAGCAGAUGGCGGCACUGACCUACACGACAACAUGUGUUAACAGAGUGACGCACCGUGACAUAGGGCAGGGGGAAAAGGAGGUAAUAUAAGAGUGAACGGGAGUAGUCAUAUAAAACCUACCCUUUUCUCUCUGUCUCGGAAACCAUAGAAAGAGAAAGGCGUAUUGAUUCAAUGCCUUAAAAACAAUUGUUGUAAAAACAGUUUAUAAAAAUAUCACAAGACAACUAGGCGGUCUUACAUUCAUAGAUAAGGAAAACGAAAAAUUCGCCAAAUCUAGCGAAUAUCAGUCUCUUCAACAACGUUUGAUGUUGAUUUAAGUGAACUUGCGGGAUAUUUAAGAUAACACUACAGAAUAUAUGAAACUCAUGUAUUGAGUUGAGUGAAUUUUAGCGAUUCAUGUAUUGAUAUUAGUGAAAUUUAUCUUGUCUGGGAUGAUUUUAGUAAAGUUAGUGACCUGCAGCAGUAAAGUAAGCGACUUUUGCUCUGGUAUACAUAAACACUACCAACCAUUUCUGAGUUGUGGCGGGGAAUAACCACACACACACACACACACUCACACACACACACACACACACACACACACAUCGUUGGGUGGGCCUCAGUAACUGCUGAUAAUGGUGAAAGGUAGAAAGUGAUAACGAAGAGUAAUAGACGAUAACAAGAUGAGUAGUGUGAUAACGGGGAGGAGAGGAGGGAGUGAGAGUGUGCAUUGGUGUAAAUAAAGAGAGAAAGGGGGAGAGAAAACGUAGUAAAUAAAGAAAAGAGGAAAGAGAACGUAA